This is a messenger RNA of Sphaeramia orbicularis (orbiculate cardinalfish), 1241 nucleotides long. It is a transcript of the gene agtrap, whose product is annotated as angiotensin II receptor-associated protein. Gene Ontology annotation, biological process: regulation of blood pressure; angiotensin-activated signaling pathway. The transcript is spliced from 5 exons. The record is from RefSeq and is a predicted model, not a curated record. NCBI's taxonomy places the organism in Eukaryota, Metazoa, Chordata, Actinopteri, Kurtiformes, Apogonidae. The coding region runs from base 124 to 627 and encodes 167 amino acids. Gene Ontology annotation, cellular component: plasma membrane.
AGGAGGAGUUUUUGGGCAGAAGUUUGCAGCACAGAAAACCUGCGCACUUUUUGUUUCAUGUAGCGACAAGUUGAAACACUUGAGUGGGAUCAGAGUAGAUCUGCUUUGAACAAACGGACCGCUAUGGAAAUCCCAGCUAUAAAUCUAAAGGCGAUAGUCCUGGUGCAUUGGCUGCUUACAGUAUGGGGGUGCAUGGCGUGGCUGCCACCCUCCUUCUCUUGGGGGAACUUCACUGUCUUAGCUAUCGGGGUCUGGGCCAUCGCACAGAGGGACUCCAUCGAUGCUGUGCUCAUGUUUUUGAUGGGAAUGGCCGUGACGAUAUUGACUGACAUCAUCCAUUUUGGGAUAUAUUACCCGCUGAAUGACUUUGCACUGGACAGGGGGCGGGACGCUUUUCGUUUCAGCGCAGGAAUGGCUAUUCUCAACCUGCUGCUCAAACCUGUUUCCUGUUUCUUUGUCUACCAAAUGUACCGAGAACGUGGAGGAGAUUACAAUGUCAACUUUGGUUUCCCCUCUGUAUCCAGAAACAGAGAUGCCUACCAGUCCAUUGACCAACAGGACGAGUCGACCAGUUCAGCGAAUCCUUUCAACCAGGCCCAAGACAGCAAACCUGCACGCACGUACUGAGAGAAGAAGCGGACGACGAACCAGACGGUGCUUUCCUCUGACUUUUUAUGCAGCAGUUCAGUGCCCAGAGGCAGCUUUACAAUCAGUUCCACAUUUUCCUGUAUUUUGUACAGUUGCCUGUAGAAGUUUGCAGCAGCGGAAAAACAAACUUAAUCGCGCUGGAAAAUCGCUAAUUCUCUGUCUGCAUUUUAUGAAGGAAGGUGGUGUAAUUAAAUCCAAUUGAAUUUCAUACUUUGUGCUUACUUGGCACUUGACUGCUGAAUAAAUACAGAGGAAAUACUGCUCUCUUUUCCCAUGCUGUAUUACUACUGCUGUGAAACUGACUGUAUUUAGUAGAGAUGUGUCCAAUGGAACUGUUGUGUCUACAGCAGAUUUAUCAGUUUACUUUUUUCCCCGAGUUAGUUUUUUUUUUUUUUUGUUUUUUUAUAAAUGUGUCACCUAAAAUGUUGAGAGUCUUGCCAUUUUCUCUGGUUUGUGUUCUUAUGUGUAUUAGGUUUACCAUGUACCAUGUUUUUUAUCACUGUAGGGCAGGUGGGAAAUGAAGUCAGAGUGAUGCCAUCUAUAAUUUAACGACUAGAUUUCACUAAAUAUAACACACUGAACCUUUAAUGUAA